GAUGAUCAGUCAGGUACCAAAAUACAGCGCUUUAAGACGCUGAUGGUUGCCUAGGUACUGAUCUCUCAGAUGAUCUCAAGUCCCGAAGAUUGGUCAGAACGAAUUUAUUUAUCCUCAAUUCCUAUUGUUCGUCAUCCCUGCGAAGCCACCUCACUGCGGUACUGCAGUCGCCACUCGUUCUUGAAUGAUCUUGAUGGAACCUUAGUAGUAUUCAGUUUCGGGUUAUUAUUGUACAUUCUAUGGACAUAGCCUUGUCCAAGGGUAGAACAUCCUUGAAUACUAGGAGCAUCAAUGGUGUAGACGAAGGGAGUAUUUUCUGUAUCGUGACCUGCCUUGAAGAGCUUAAGAUCAGC
Guyanagaster necrorhizus is the source of this 353-nucleotide messenger RNA. RefSeq lists its product as uncharacterized. The transcript has 2 exons. The record is from RefSeq and is a predicted model, not a curated record. NCBI's taxonomy places the organism in Eukaryota, Fungi, Basidiomycota, Agaricomycetes, Agaricales, Physalacriaceae. Bases 70 to 249 code for a protein of 59 amino acids.